AUGGAAAAUGAAGCGUUUUAGAAAAGAUGUUGUGUAAAUAUUAAGUGUCCCCAUUGCGAAAAAGAUAUUAAAACAAAUGUAGACCAUGAAUGUGGAGUCAAUACAUGGCUAAUUUGUUUCUUUUUGUGUGUUUUGACUGCGUAUAUAGAUUAUAAGAUAAGAAUAGAUGUUGUUGUUUUAUACCUUUAUUGAGUAAUAAAUUCAAAGAUAUCAUUCACACAUGUCCUUAUUGUAAAAAUGAAGUCGGUAUUAAUGAAUUUGAAAUUUGCUGA
Molecule: messenger RNA, 272 nt
Organism: Paramecium sonneborni
Lineage: Eukaryota; Ciliophora; Oligohymenophorea; Peniculida; Parameciidae
Source: the annotation of a GenBank genome assembly